CCAGUCACAGAAGAGGGAGACAGACGGCUUUCAGCAGCAGGAUAAGCAGAAAAACAACAUGAAAACAUCUCUGAUCUACUUGGUUCUCCUAGCUGGCACUUGUCUCCCUGUCCUGUGUGGUGAAGAGAAGCAGCCCACCCUGCAGCCUGAGGCCCAUACUGAAAGCCGCUCACCCUUCGCAGCUCUUGAUGAAGUUCGUGUCCUGGCAAAUGGACUCCUCCAGCUGGGCCAGCGCUUGCGGAACUUUGUGCGCAAAACCAAAGGACAGAUUAGUGAGAUUUUCCAAAAGCUCAACAUCUUCGAUGAUUCUUUCAACAAACUCUCCGUGUUGGCCGGUAAAAUCAAAGUGGAAGAAGAAGAGCUGAAGAAGACGGCGGUGGUACUAAAGGCUAAUAAUGAAGAGAUCAAGGGCAUAUCUGUUCAAAUCAACUCCAAAGUGGACAUAAUCAUGCAGGAAAAGAAUUUUCUGCAGAGUAAGGUUGAAGACCUGGAGGAAAAACUGAGAAGUUUGUCUCAGGGAAUGUUGAGUGGGGACCAAGUGUUAGAGAUCAACAGCCUGAGGGGAGUGAUUAACAGCCAGGAGCAAAGCAUCACCGAACUGUUGAAGGCUGUGAGGGAGCAAAGUGAUCAGCUCAACUACCAGAGGAAUAAGAUCAAGAGUCUGGAAGAAAAGCUUACAGUGAGUGCCUUUGCCCAAGACACGGUUGAAAGGAAGCUUGAAUCAUUCAACAGUGAGACACCAACACUCAGUCCUUAUCUGGGCUCAGCCUCCAGUAACAAAACUGCAGCUAUGGAUCUCCCAGUGGACUGCAGUGAACUGUUCAACAGAGGUGAGAAAAGCAGUGGUGUGUACCCAGUUAGACCCAAUGGAUCAGAGCCCUUCAUGGUGUUUUGUGACAUGAGUGCAGCUCAUGGAGCAACAGUCAUCCAGCAAAGAAAGGAUGGUUCUGUCAACUUUGACCAAACUUGGGAAAACUAUGAAAACGGAUUUGGAGAUUUUCACGGGGAGUUUUGGCUGGGUCUCAGUAAAAUUCACUCUCUGGUUGCUCAGGGCAAUUCUGUCCUUCAUAUCCAUCUGGAAGACUGGAAACAGAGCAAGCGCUUCAUUGAAUACACUUUUGACCUUGACGGUCCAGAGAGUAACUACACUCUUCACCUCAAGCUUCUGUCAGGAGAUCUCGUUGACCCCUUGGAGAAUCAAACAGGCGUGAUGUUCUCCACUAAGGACAGGGACAAUGAUAAGAAAUGGGACUCCAGCUGUGCCCACACAGGUGGUUGGUGGUUCAGUAGCUGUGGGGACACCAACUUGAACGGGAGGUAUUUCCUCAUGAGACAUAAGGGACGUUUGGACCGUCGAAGAGGGAUCCAUUUUAAGCCGGGUCGAAAAACAUCUUUUUUCCUCAGGUUCACGCAGAUAUCAGUCCAUCCUUACAAUCUUUCUUCAACGUCAUCAGAGACAGAUGGCUUUCACACAAACAGCACAGACAGUGAAUAGGAAAGGACCAACACAGUGUUAGCAUCAGAACCACUUAAUGUAUGGGACAAUGGUGACGAAAUGAAAUUAAGUAAACACAUAGCCAUACGCAGUUUAAGGGGGGACUGAGGGGGCCAGGCCCCCCGUGGUGGCCGAAAAGUGUCAUUGCAUGUAAUUGACUUUCCUAUGUAUGAUUUUAAAAUUAAGAGUGUUCAGGUAAAAUGUUGUCUAUAAAAUUUGUAAAGCAAUAAAACAAAAAACAAAAAUGAAAGAAAUGAACAACAACAACAAAAAAAUUCUUUAAUGGGUCAAAAACAGAUCAUGUGACUAGCACAUUAGAUAGUCAUUUGCUUUGCUUAGCAAAAACCACCUGAGGGCAGAAGAGGCAAGAUGGAUAUAAGUAUUUUUUUCAAUAAGCUUUCAAAAGCGACAACAACAAUUGAGCAUGAGCCAAGCAUUGAAAAUGUGGACCAAGAAAAUCCAGAGAGCACUGCCAAAAUCGUGAGCGGAGUUCCAAGUUGGCCCAACAAAGAUGUUAAUUGUACAACAGAGCCACCACCGGUGCCUUGCCAAUUUAGUUACUCCCCGUCAAAAACUGUAUCCCCUUGCCGCGGGAGCAAACACACACACAUUAGUUAUGAGUUAUGUUGACUUAAACAAUUGAUUGAAGCCAGAAAAGAAUCACAGUUCUAUUUUUUGGACAUCAAUAUUUAUUAAACUGGAGAAACUCCAUACAGGACUUCAAUUAGAGUAAUACCUGUUAUAAGUCAUUAAAAGAGUAAAACAGUAAAACAUCGCCUUUUUUACAUUCAGUAGGUAUGUUACAUUAUACGACAGAUAAAAGUACGACAGAUUUUUUUUUUUUUUUAAUGGAUGGGCCAUGUUUCAAAACUUACAUAACUACAUCACCAAAACACGGAAAUCAUGAAAAUCAGUACAGCGCAGUGGCUCUGCCCAGGGGAUACAAUUUUUGACAGGGGUAACUACAUUGGCAAGACACCAGCGGGUGUACCAUAUUCAAUGGAUGACGAUCUUGGCGAAAAGUAUAGCUGUCCUAAGCAGCCUGAUUUAGAAUUCCCCUAAAAAAUAAUGGGAAUUGGGAAAUUAAAAAAAAACACUCAUUUUCAAGUUAUUAUUAUAUAUAUUCUUGUAAGUUCAUUUUAUUGCUGACACCGUGUUUCAGGGUCAUCAACAUGCUGUACCCUCACUGCCCCAAAAGUCAAACUCGGCCUAUGCACAUAGCCAUUAAUUUCUGUAUUGCUUGCAAGUUGCCAGUGGCGAAAAACCUCAGUACAAGACCAAAGUGGAAAAUAUCCAAAUCAAGCUCACUAUGUUUCACAGACUUAACCCAAAAUAUAUAAACUGUUAAAAUUCAAAAUGUGCAUAUCUUUUUCAUUUUAUCCUUUUUACUUAUAUUUACUGUUACAAAAAAGUGAAAGUUCACUCAUUUCUUUUGAAUUACUGUGUAUUUCUGUUCUACAAAAAAGAAACAUUUGAUUUGUAUUGUGAAUGCCAUUUCGAUUUAUGUUCUUUCUGAGUGAAAGCAUGUGCUGUAACCACAAACGAUGCAAUAUCCCUGACCAAAUAUAUUUAUAAUUUGUAAUUUUAAUUUGGAGCUG
Messenger RNA from Corythoichthys intestinalis (scribbled pipefish), 3093 nucleotides. Its product is annotated as angiopoietin-related protein 3-like. Lineage: Eukaryota; Metazoa; Chordata; Actinopteri; Syngnathiformes; Syngnathidae. Gene Ontology annotation, biological process: phospholipid homeostasis; cholesterol homeostasis; triglyceride homeostasis. The record is from RefSeq and is a predicted model, not a curated record. The transcript is spliced from 7 exons. Bases 59 to 1495 code for a protein of 478 amino acids.